AUGCUUGCACAGGAGGAGUCGAGACGCCUGCAACACAACUACGUGGACACGGAGAUGCUGCUUGUCGGUGUUGUCGCAGAGAACUCCUCCGUUGCGGCUAAAGUGAUGAGGAAGCUGAAUGUCCAGCUGAAGGAUGUCAAGAAGUUGGUCGAGACUGAGCUCGGCAAGGGUGAAGGGCCUGUCUCCGUGGAGAUCCCCUUCACACCCGAAGCCAAGACCAUCCUCGAAGCUUCAGUGACAGAGGCCCGCCAGCUGAACUCGAACGCCAUCGACACGGCACACAUACUGUUGGCGCUCUGCAAAGAUGCCAGUGGCAAGACGCAGAAGUGCCUGCAGAAGUUGGGAGUGGAUCCGGAGAAGAUCCCAGAAGAAAUCGUGAAGGAGCUGCAAGACAAGGACGAGAAGGAGCCUGCGGCACAGAUGAAGAGCGGUGCAGGUGGAAAGAACCAGACUCUGGAAGAGUUCGGCCGUGACCUGACCAAGGCCGCUGCAGAAGGGAUGAUGGAUCCGCUCGUGGGCCGCGAGGCGGAGAUCGAACGAACUGUACAGAUCCUGGCGCGUCGCCAGAAGAACAACCCCGUACUCAUCGGCGAGCCCGGCGUUGGUAAAACGGCCAUUGCCGAGGGCCUGGCCUACAAAAUCGCGACCUCUGAUGUGCCGGAGAUGUUGGUUGGGAAGAAGAUCGUCCAGCUGGACCUGGCAAUGCUCCUUGCGGGCACCAAGUACCGAGGGGAGUUCGAGGAGCGCUUGAAGAACGUGAUCAAGGAGGUCUUGGACUCGGAGAAGAGCAUCAUCCUCAUGAUCGACGAGAUCCACACGUUGGUCGGAGCGGGCGGGACCGGCGAUGGAGGUGGUGGCGGCGCCAUCGAUGCGGCGAACAUCAUGAAGCCGGCCUUGUCUCGUGGUGAGCUCCAGGUGAUUGGAGCAACCACCAACGAGGAGUACCGGAAGUACGUAGAGAAGGACAAGGCCCUGGAGCGACGCUUUCAGCCGGUGAAGGUACCUGAACCAACUGUCGAGGAGACC
Symbiodinium sp. CCMP2456 is the source of this 1026-nucleotide messenger RNA. The record is from the annotation of a GenBank genome assembly. NCBI's taxonomy places the organism in Eukaryota, Dinophyceae, Suessiales, Symbiodiniaceae.